AUGAGCAAUCCAGAAGCUUCCACAGCAGAGGGCAAAGAAUUAAGUUUCGCGGAAAAACAAGCUGAACGUAUGAAAAGAUUGCGUUCAUUACACUCAGCUAGAAACGAAGCUCGAACACAUAAUCACCAGGAAGUAGUAGCAGAAGAAGCUAGAAAUAAACUCCCCGUCAACUACGAAGCUAAAAAACGACAAGCGGAAUGGCUUUUAGAAGACCAAAACAAACGUGAGGAGGCUACGAAACAAGGCAAGGAUUACGACAGAGUUAAACUACUAAACAUAUCUGCGGUUGAAGCAGAGAGAUUAGAAAGAAAGAAGAAGAAGAAAAAUCCAGACCAAGGGUUUUCCAGUUACGAACAGGCCACUGUCCGACAAUACAACCGAUUGAUAAAGAACAUGCCGACAAUGGAUAAUGAGGAAUACGAAAAACAGAAACAGAAAUACGGUGAAGCGUUCUACGGAGGGCCCAACGUUAUUAUACACGGUAUGCACGAAGACCGCAAGGAAGCUGUCGAUAAAAUGGUGAAUGAUUUAGAGGGACAGAUAGCAAAGAGAUCGAAAUACUCAAGAAGACGUAUUCAUAAUGACGAUGCAGAUAUCGACUACAUCAAUGAACGUAAUGCCAAGUUCAAUAAGAAAUUAGAGAGAUUCUACGGAGAACAUACUGCUGAAAUUAAACAGAACCUCGAAAGAGGUACUGCUAUAUAG
This is a messenger RNA of Danaus chrysippus (African queen), 705 nucleotides long. The record is from the annotation of a GenBank genome assembly. NCBI's taxonomy places the organism in Eukaryota, Metazoa, Arthropoda, Insecta, Lepidoptera, Nymphalidae.